Molecule: messenger RNA, 1470 nt
Organism: Trichomycterus rosablanca
Lineage: Eukaryota; Metazoa; Chordata; Actinopteri; Siluriformes; Trichomycteridae
Product: spermine oxidase-like
Exons: 3
Coding region: 1-1470 (489 amino acids)
Molecular function (GO): polyamine oxidase activity
Source: RefSeq, a predicted model, not a curated record
AUGUCCAAAGACGCCAAGAUCGUAGUGGUGGGUGCUGGAUUUGCAGGUUUGACCGCGGCAUCCAAUCUGAUCCAGGCUGGUUUCCGGGAUGUCAAGAUACUCGAGGCGAAAGGCCGAAUAGGAGGCCGAGUCUGCACCACUAAACCGUUUACUCAGAAUAUUAUCGAGCUGGGGGCCAACUGGAUCCACGGACAGAAGGAAAACCCUCUUUAUAAACUUGCAAAAGAGCAAAAACUGCUUGCUGAAAAAUCUUUAAAUGUCAGCGUUGAGAAUUCUCGUGACUACUUUUUUAGGGAGGGUGGAAAAUACCUGCCUGAAGAUUUUGCCGACAAGGUCACCACGCUGUUCGAGAAACUUCUGGACAAGGCCCAUGAGUCGAAGUUGGCGCAGAAGUACAGAUCGCUUUCCCUGGGCGAUUACCUCGACGUUGCCUUUGCUGAAAGUUCUCUGGCAUCUACACCACAUGGCUCGAGAAUUUUCGAGUGGUGCAAGAAAGGCGAGUGUGCGGACGAGGCGGUUACGUCCCUCUUUCAAGUUUCUGCAUCACAGGAGAGCGAAUAUAUUUCACUAGAUGGAGAGUUUUAUAACUCUCUGGGUCCUGGAGGGUACCAGGCAAUUUUAGACAUCCUUCUGGAGGAUAUUCCUAGAGAAAACAUCCUGACCAAUGUACCAGUAAAGAGCAUUCAGUGGGACCUGGAGGAUGAAGAAGAGGACGAAGACGAAGAUGAAGAAGAGGACUAUCCUGUACGAGUGAUCUGUGAGAACGGUCAGAUCUUUGAAGCCGAUCAUGUGAUCGUGACCGUAUCUCUGGGGGUCUUGAAAAGAGCUAAAACCAUGUUUAAACCAGCCUUACCAAAACCUAAGCUAGAUGCUAUUGAGAGACUCGGCUUUGGUACAGUGGACAAGAUCUUCCUGUGUUUCAGCCAGAGGUUUUGGCCAGAAGAUUGUGCAGGAAUCCAGCUUGCGUGGGAUGAAGGACCUGAGGAUAAAGCCGUCUAUACUGCUCAAUUAAAAGGAGAUGAAUGGAAAAAGACCUGGUUUAAGAAAAUCAGUGGAUUUGACACUGUGGCGCGUCACCCUACAGUGUUGUGUGGAUGGAUCACAGGCAGGGAGGCUCUUCAUAUGGAGACCCUGCAGGACAGUGAGGUUAAAGAUACCUGUGUGAGAUUGCUCAGGUCCUUCACUAACUUGUCUGUUCCUGAGGUGUCCCAAGUCCUAAUCACCAGGUGGGGUCACGACCCGGAGGUCCUUGGCUCUUAUUCCUUUGUUCCCGAGGGGGUGAACGGAGUGAAAAAUCAAAAUGAUCUGGCAUCGCCUCUUCCUCCACAAAAUGAGGCCUCAGACAAAGAGCCUCUGCAGGUCCUGUUUGCUGGUGAAGCCACUCAUGUGAACUUCUACACCACCACCCAUGGUGCCUAUCUGUCUGGAGUCAGAGAAGCCAAGAGAAUCAUUAAACACUACUCACGUUAA